GGCCGGCUGCGGCCGCCGCCGCUGCUCGGCUCGGGUUUCCUCAGACUGCGUAACGCAGGGGCAGGGGGGUGUCUAAGCGGCGGCAACACUUGAAUUCUUGGCAAGCAUGAAAACUACUAUUUCUUGAGUAUCUUGCAGGAUAGUAUAUGUUCCAGGGAAAAGCUGUUUAUUCUGCAAAGCUCAGAAGAAUCUGCAUUCUCUUGGAUUUUAAAUAAAUAUAAAAUGAAAGUAGUUUAAAAUUUGGCGUCCAAAAUGAAUAUUGAAAAGUCAGAUGAAAAAGCAAAGAAUGGCUUCAAGUCUUCAUUACUUAUAAGGGAUGAAAAUGGAAACAACUGCAUGUGCAACAAAGCUAUACCUUGCUCAAAGAACUGUGCCGCCAAGAUGCAUACUAGUUCAACUGACCAAAGCAGAGUGACUGAGCAUGACUAUGACACCAAUGUUGAAGAUAAAAGUGACUUCAAAAGUAUUCCUUUAAAGCAGGAAUGUAUUGAAACACUUGAUCUACAGAAAACUCCUGGUGAGUGUAACUACUCAGGAGUUUUAUUGAGAGAUACAGAUACCACAUGCAAGUCAUCUGUGACUGAGCAGACUUGUGUGUAUGCUUUGAGCUGUGACACGAAUGAAACAACAAACUUUCUGAAAGAUAACCUUGCUAUGGCAAAAAUGCAAAAUUUGAAUCCUGAACAAUUGGUGCCUUAUAGUCAAACCGACUCUAACUGUGUAUUGCCUCUUCCUGCUUCAGAACAGAACCCGCAAUCCAUGAUGAAAGACAAGGUACACUGCCACCUGAGUGCAUUAGAUGCUGCUGAUAUAAUGGGUGGAACAGUGGGAACUGAUGAAAAUGAAGACGUGCAUCUGAGGGAAACACUAAUAUCUUCUGAUGAAGUAUAUAUAAGAGAGAGAUUUGAUAUAAUUAGCUCUGAAAAAACACCUAAUUUCUCUUCUGUGAUAGUGGCUUCACAAGGCCAUUCAGAGCUUGAGAUGCUUUGUCCUGCCUCUGCAGAUGUCAAACACUAUCUAAAAACCCCUGAUGAUAUUGAAAAGGAGCCACAGAAAGUGGAAAUGCAGUCCAUAAUACUACCCACUGAAUGUAUAGAUCCUCACAGGAGAGACUACUUAUCACCACACGUCAGUGUAUGUGAAAAUGAGCAAAAGAAAUCAUUACAGCAUACCCCUGAGCAUGAUAAAAUGGAACUUUGCCCUGCUGAAACACAGAGGGGUAGACCUGUAAGCAAGGCGCACCUUCUCCCAGUAGAUACUAUUGAUGGAAAACAAGUAUCAAUGAAAACAAGUGAACCUUUAACCAAAGAACAAAGUAUCCCUGGACAUGCUGCUUUUGGAGAUGCCAACAACAGGUCUUCCAUGUCUGAGAUGCUACUCUGCAGUAUACCAAAACCAGAGAGGACUGUUAAACCUGAACUGAAAUGUGAAACAACUUUUGUGGUCUUCAGUCCUAUGGCUGAUGAAAGCAGUUCUGUUCUUUGUACUUCAACCCCUAAAGAACGAUCGAAAAAUACAACUUUUUCUAUUUCAGCUAUGGCAGAAAUUGGAGACAAGGCUUCUAAACUAAUCCCCAAAGAAGUGUUUGUAGAAGAUCAUGAUAGAAGGCCUUUGCUUAAAGCUAGUUCAGGUCAAGUAGCAGGGAAAACGGUAGGCAGGUCUCCUAUUGUGUCAACAUUAACCAAAGCAAGGAAAUCUGAGAUUGUUAGUUUUCCCAAACCUAAUUUCAAAAAUGUUAAGCCAAAGGUUAUGUCCAGGCCUGUACUACCAUCAAGAGAGAGUGCCUCAUUAAAAGGAUCUCCACAAUCCCCCCAACUAUCUACUGUCUCCUCAUCUUCUCCAGUUGCUUCCCCGAGGCAAUUGUCUCCUUCCAUAAAAGUGCUGAAAAAGAAAAUAGAUCUAAGUAAAGAUACUGAAGUGGAAUUGCCUGUGAAUAAGCCCCACAAGCUACAUCUUAGCAAACAUCUCUUCACUAGCCAAGUUCUACGUGCCACAACUCAUUCCCGAACCACUUCCCACAAAGCUUCAAAGACACCUGCGCUAAAGGAGAAUCCGGAAGACAUUGGCAAAGCAAGCUCUUCCAAUUCAGCAUGCUCUUUGGUUUCUGCUGCACUUAUAGCAUGUGUAGAGAACUCAAAAAGAGUGCUGAAUGAUAAAAUGGAAAGUUCAAACUCUUUAAUGCAGCCCUGUGCUCAAAAUACCCGUCAGACUGGAGUUGAAAAAGAGCAGCAUGACAACAUGGGAAUUCUGGAAGCGGUAUUAAAAGAUGCAGCAAAUGAAACAUUUGACUUACAAUCUGUUCCUUUGAUAUCUUCUACAAAAGCUGGGCCACCACAAGGGAAGAAUACACCAAAGAGAGGCCCAAUCACACUUCGAAGUGCAUUAACUCCCAAGGCUAAAAUGGUGUCAUCUAUGAAGAGAGGAAAUGAAAACAUCUGCUCAGCUAGAGCACCUCCUAACAAAGGAACUCUUCUAUCAUCAAGCUCUGGUGUAGAAACCUUUCCCAGAGAGAAGCCUGCCUCCAUGAAAAAUUCUGCAGUCUCUUGGGCUGGCUCUGGUAAACCUCUACCUAAAUCCAAAGUGCCCAUCAAAAGGUCAGUGCUGGAGAGAACCCAUAGCAUCUCAUCAGUCAGUAGCACUCAGAGUGAGCGAAGUCUUCUCAGCAGUAAUUCUACAAACGCCACAAUAAUCAUCAAGAAUGGAGAAUGGUCUUCAAAAACAGCUUGUCAGAAUGGUACUUCUGGAUCUGUCCCUUUAAAAGCAGUACCGAGACCAAGAAUACACUCCUUGAAAACAACUCCAAAAGGAGCCAAGGCCAGAUCUGCUUCACUGAACCAGUGCCUACCAAAAUCAUCUGGGCCAUUGCACUCGGCAAGGAAAGUCAGUGAGGCUAGAAGCAAUCAGCUGUUGGGUACUCCUGGGAGAAAUGGACCCCAAAGCCUAUCUUCUUUUGGUUCUGUUGACAAGAGUAAGCAGCGGAGUCCAAAAAACUCAUGCAUACAGACACAGACCUCCACAGAUGUGCAUUCACACGGGACAAAAACAGCUGAAUUGGCACAAUAUAAAACAAAAUGUGAGAACCAAAGUGGAAUUAUCCUGCAGCUGAAGAAAUUCCUGUCAAGCAGUAACCAGAAGUUUGAAGCAUUAACAGUUGUGAUACAGCAUCUACAGUCUUUGAGGGAGGAAGCACUAAAACAGCAUAAAGAGUUAUCUCAAGAACUAGUUAACCUUCGAGGAGAGUUAGUAACCACUUCUGCAGCUUGUGAGAAAUUGGAGAGAGACAGGAUUGAGCUGCAAGCUGCUUAUGAAGGAUUUGUGCAGAAGUUAAAUCAGCAACAUCACAACGAUUUAGCUGAGCUGGAGGAGAGGCUAAAGCAGUUUUACACAGCAGAAUGCGAGAAACUCCAAAGCAUCUGCAUUGAAGAAGCUGAAAAGUACAAAGCGCAACUCCAAGAACAGGUUGACAACUUAAACAUCACGCAUGAAAACUUGAAGCUGGAACUUGAAAGCAGCCACUCAGAAAAAGUAGAGGAGCUGAAAAAGGAAUAUGAAUCUUCUUUUUCAGAGCUCAAGAGUGCCCAUGAAUCUGAAAGGAAGUCACUUCAAGAUUCCUUUAAAGAGAAGCAGGAAUUGCUAGAGAAAAAGAUCGAUGAAUUAAAAUGUGAAAAUGACUGUCUAAAUGAGAAGUUGAAAUUAGAAGAGCAAAAACAAAUAGCCAAAGAAAAAGCCAAUCUUAAAAACCCACAGAUAAUGUAUCUGGAACAGGAACUGGAAAGUUUGAAAGCAGUUCUGGAGAUCAAGAAUGAGAAACUGCAUCAGCAGGAUAUAAAACUAAUGAAGAUGGAAAAACUGGUGGAAAACAAUACAAUCUUAAUGGAUAAAUUGAAGAAGUUUCAGCAAGAAAAUGAAGAAUUAAAAGCUCGAAUGGACAAACACAUGGAACUUUCAAGGCAACUUUCUACUGAGCAGGCUGUUCUACAGGAGUCACUAGAAAAGGAAUCAAAAGUAAACAAGCGUCUGUCAAUGGAAAAUGAAGAACUCUUGUGGAAGCUGCACAAUGGCGACCUAUGCAGCCCAAGAAAACUGUCACCCAGUUCUCCAUCUGUGCCUCUCCAGUCCCCACGAAAUUCUGGUAACUUCUCUAGUCCUACAGCAUCGCCAAGAUGACAUCUCUUGAGACAGAGGCAACUGCAUUUCAUUUAUGAUCUGCAGAACUGACCUGAACUUUAAUCACAGGACCGAGAGCUAUAUUAGCUGAGUAUGAUGACUAAACAUAACUGGAAACUAUUUGGUGCAAAAACAGCUAUAAGAGACAGAGACUAUGGGAGUAAGACACUCGUGUUGUUCCUCCCCAAAAGACUUGAUUAUGACCUCUAUGGACAUUGUUGCACAAAGCACUUACGGAGCAAGGAAGUCUUGUUCAUUGCCUUUUCACCUAACUAUAAGAAAAAGCUCAGGGGCUUAGAGAUAAAGAUCACAACAUUUAUAAUAUGUUCCUUAUCACAGACACUUUUUUAAGGCUGUGUGUAUGCGUGUGUGUGUGCUGUGAAUGGAAUGGAUGUAACACACUGUGUGUGUGUGUGUCUAAUGCUGCCUUCUUUGCUGUGUAUGUAAUAAAGGAUAAAAGCUGACGACUAUACAUUGACAUGUACGUCCUUAAUAAUGUCAGUAUGCAUGCUUUUAGCAAAGACUACCCUUACCCAGAAUGGAAGAGAAACUGGCAUUAGUACUAUAGGUUACUUUUCUCCCUCUUUCUGGUUUCAGUUCAGUACAAGAAUAGCAUGAAAAGCUUUGUCAAUUGACUUGCUGGUGGCCUAUUUCAGUAUGCAAUUUUGAAUGAAUUUUAAAAACAAAGUUGAAUCACAGUCAUAUUGUGCAUGGAUUAUUUAAUAUCCACACACAACUGUCAGUUAUGAUUUUUGGUUUUUUGCAGGACACAGUUAUCUUGGCUUUUAAGUCAGCAGUCACAGUCAGAAUUAUAAGUAGGGUCACCUUUAUAGUCAGACCUUGGAAACUAAUAGUUGCAGGUUUAUAUGCCUAGACCUAUCCUUUUAUCUGCUGAAAAGAAUUACUUAUUUCCCAAGGACAGCAUUUUAAUUGCAGAGGCCAUCUGCUGAGGAAACAAGAUGCAAGUUAGAAAGCUAAAGGAAAAAAGGUAAUAAUUGUCUUUAGGUGCAUUCUUAACACAAUUCUCAACAAAGAUCUUUACGUAAAUAAUUUGUGAAUACCGAUUCAUUUGGUGACAACAUUUUACUUUUCAAGUCUUAGUACUUUUAUUAACAUUCAUCAGGGUUGGCUAAAUCGCUCUGAGUCGGAAGAUGGUAUCUGGAUGUAGAUAACUUGCCAGUUUUGCCAUAUCUUCCCCCACAGACUGCAGAAUAUCAGUUUUUUCUUAGUUCAUUUGUCAAAAGAUCCUGCACAAGAUAUCCUGCAAAAUAGGAAAAAAGCCUGUCCCUACUGCUUAAGCUGGAGGAUAAGGGUGUCAGAAUUUCAUGAAAUGUGCUGUGCUUUAAGUUUAAAUAAGGUAAUGACAGAGCCUUGAUACUCCCUUGGUCAGACCUGUUUAAGAUCUCUACAUCGUAUCUACUAAACAUAGGUUCAACCUCCAGUUAGUAUUACAAAACACUAUUAGUGCUUACAUUAGCUUGUUUUUCAAAGUACCAUGAAGUACCAUUUUCAUGACCCCUGCUCUACUACUGUAUAGCUAAUGCUGUUAUCUAGCUAUGAAGUUAACUCCUUUGGAACACUGUAUCUUCUAAGCUUCCCUGUGUUUUCCAGUAGCUUGGGAACCUUGAACCUAGGGGAUGGAAAGAGUUUAGGGAACUAAAGUGGAGAAGCACUUCAAACCAUUUUACCCAAGACUUGAAAAAUCUUGGCACUUCACUGAGGAACACAGACAAGACUCGAACAGUACUCGUUCUGUAAGUAAACUUGUAAUGUACUUCAAAAUGUGACUAAUCAUUACAUUUACCUAAUUCUAAAUAAUGUACAGGUUAAGGUGCCCUUUCUAUGGAACAUUUUACUCUGUAUCCCCUUGAAGGCACUGUACAUGCCACUGUUAGUGGUGUCAGGACUUAAUCUGUGUUCCAGGGAUCUCAGAUUCAACUAUGAAAAUUCUCUGUGGGCUGAAACUUGGCUUAAAGCAUAUCUUGGAACAUUCUUUUAUUUUCUGUGGUCAAAUCUCUUUGACACAUGUAUUUGAGCUGAAUGCUUAAAAAAUAAACUUUUUGUACUGCUUAAA
This is a messenger RNA of Rhea pennata, 6241 nucleotides long. RefSeq names its product microtubule associated scaffold protein 1 (gene MTUS1). The record is from RefSeq and is a predicted model, not a curated record. Gene Ontology annotation, cellular component: cytoplasm; nucleus. Gene Ontology annotation, biological process: regulation of macrophage chemotaxis. Bases 253 to 4167 code for a protein of 1304 amino acids. NCBI's taxonomy places the organism in Eukaryota, Metazoa, Chordata, Aves, Rheiformes, Rheidae. The transcript is spliced from 16 exons. Gene Ontology annotation, molecular function: microtubule binding.